This is a messenger RNA of Aethina tumida (small hive beetle), 5553 nucleotides long. RefSeq lists its product as uncharacterized. The record is from RefSeq and is a predicted model, not a curated record. Gene Ontology annotation, molecular function: protein kinase activity; ATP binding. The coding region runs from base 207 to 5150 and encodes 1647 amino acids. Gene Ontology annotation, biological process: protein phosphorylation. The transcript is spliced from 15 exons. NCBI's taxonomy places the organism in Eukaryota, Metazoa, Arthropoda, Insecta, Coleoptera, Nitidulidae. Gene Ontology annotation, cellular component: nucleus.
UCAUUUUUUUGGGAUUCGGAGCUUUCCACGGCCACAAAAUCGUGAUUUAAUGGGAAUUGUGUGUGAAAAGUGCAUCCCGAACGGCCCAACCAGUGCAAGCAACCGUCUGGAUGCGACAGUUCUGGCGAAACGGCCAGUUUUCUUUCAUGGUUUUUAAAUUGUAUCGCCAGUCGUAGAUCCUACCGUCCAACCAAUAGGUUGGAUCGAUGUUUGGCUUGUCGUUAGCCACCGAGAUAUUUCAAGGUUCUACUGAGCGGACUUGGAAUUGUGUAUCGAAUUUGGUUCAUUUGAUUUGGAAUAAAGUCUACCACAUCCGGGAUCCCAUCAUGCCCAGAUCACGGAAGAGACACCACAGCAGGUCCAGAUCGAGAUCCGUCUCCAAUGACAGGUCCAAAAAGGAGAAACUGCAGAGGAAUGAGUCCGGAGACAGGGACCGGAAGAGGACCAAGAUCGAGCUGUAUGAAAACAGCCCACACCAGAAGAGAUCUGUUAGUGUGGAUCAAGACGUCAACAAUGAAACAGGUCAUGACAGAGACGACGUCGAAAUUGUAGAGAAAUCAGCCAGUGAAUCCACUGGCGAUGUCGAUUUGGAUUCUUCGGUCAUAUCUCAAAAUCUUCCAGACAAAGAAAAAGCAGGCGAUGUCGAUAUGGAUGCCUCAGUGGCAUCGCAAAGUCCUGCAGACAAAGAAAAAACUGCCGUUUCAGCAAAUGAUGAUAUGGAUGUUUCAGAAGCUUUAGAAGACAAUGACAAUAACUCCACAAGAGAUGAUUUGGAUGCAUCAACUGUAUCAGUAAAUGACAAAGAAGGCGAUGCGUCAGUGGAGCCUGCGGUGAAAGACACGCCGUCCAAAGUUAAAAAGAUCGAGGACAAACUAAAGAUUACCCCUAAGAAGGUAUUGAGUCCUAAACAAAUACAAAAAAAACUUGAGUCUGAAAAGAAGCGGGCUGAAAAACAAAAGGAAAAGGAAGAGAAAGAAAGACUGAAAAACGAAGAAAAGGAACGGCUUAAGCAGGAAAAAUUGAAACAAAAGCAAGAGAAAGAUGAGCAAAAAAAGAAAGAGAAAGAAAUGAAGGAACAGGAAAAACUGAAGAAAAUCGAAGAGAAGGAACAGAAGAAAAAGCAAAAGGAGGAAGAGAAAGAACAGGAGAAAAUUAAAAAACAGCAGGAACUGGAGGAAAAAAACAAAGAAAAAAUUAAGCAAGAAGAGCUGAAACAGAAAACUGCUUCGGCGUUCGUCAAUUUCUUCGCAAAGAAAGACACGUCAGUCGACACGAAAAAAAUCGAGGAGGCCGCCUCCGUUUUCAAACCAUUCGAAAUAAAGUCGGACAUGAGACUGCCUAAACUGCGUCGAGAACCGUUGAGCGAGUCCGACAAGCACAUUUUAAUCCAACUGUUGGAGAAUCCCGACGAAUCUUGCUCGUAUCUGAAAGAUUUGAAGGCAGGCAAAACGAUCGGUAAGAGCGAGAAAACUUGGCCGGUUGAGGAUGAAGGCAACGACGAUGACAUCGUCGUUCUGGAGGAAGAGUCGAACCUGGGCGAGUCUAUAUGCGAAGACAAGCCCAAGGCCGCCAUUAUGAAGGCGAAGUACUUGAAAUUCCACGAGAACCGCAGGCCCGCUUAUCACGGUACGUGGAGGAAGAAAAGCGCCUUCAUCUCGGGCAGAAAACCGUUCGGUACCGACAACAACAUGUUCGACUACGAAGUCGACUCUGACGACGAUUGGGAGGAGGAGGAACAGGGCGAAUCCAUCGCCGGAUCCGACGAUGAGGAGAAAGAGAACGAGCCCGAGGACGAUUACGAGGUGGACAACGAAUUCUUUGUGCCGCACGGCCAUCUCAGCGACGACGAAGUGGACGACGAGGAAGCCUCGAAACUUUCGCCUGAAGAUCUGAAACAGAAACUCAAAUUGUUAAAGGACGAGUUCGAUCAGGACAUGCAGUCGAAGACGCACAAACUCAAACCUAGAUCUAUUGGAUGCGUUUGGUUUAACAAGGACGGCUCGUGCGAUGAGGAGGCCAUAGAAAAGUAUUUAAAACCUUUAAAGAUGAUCACUAACGGGCAAAUUAUUAUUAAGAGCCGUGCGUUGCUGGACUUGGUGACCACCACCAAUAAAAAGAAACAAGCUUUACAAGAUUUGGAUCCGGAAGUUAUUAAAAUGUUUAUCAAAUUCAUUCACGGGAACACGAACAAGAAGAGAGUGUUAGUAGAAGAGUUUCUAACGUAUAUUGGUAAUGAAAAUUGUAAUGUGGAAGUCAGAAAAGGCAGUCUUUAUAAGCACUUAAAUCUUUUGGCCACCUGGAAGAAGUGCACGGAGGAAGGUCUCUUGCGUAAUAAGCAUUGCUGGAUGGUGGGUCAGGAUGUACAGAAAAAAUACAAGGUUGAAUUUAGCCAAAGGGCUCAUAGAUCGCGACAGUAUGAACGAGGUUCCAGCGCGGAGCGCCGCUACAAGCGCAGCAACAGACGAUCGCCGACGUCGAAGAAACGCCACCGGCACCGCCACGACCGCACCCUAUCGAGGAGGAAGCACAGCCGCCGCUCCUACUCCACAGACCAGGCCAACGGCAUGGCCAACUGGACAGCGGCGCAGAGGGUGGCCGCCGCCCGCAUCUUCGCCCAGGCGCUGCCCGCUCCCAUGGCGCCGCCGCCACCCCCGUCGCCCAGCCGGAAUCGGUACGACUACGAUGAUAGCGAAGACGACGACGACGACGACGACGACUGUUCAACCACAACCACUCAGACACCCACCGAAGAGAGACGUGCGUCUUCUGCACGCGUAUCUCCCGAGCGGGUAUCAGUGUCGCCACGUCAUCGACCGAUCAAUUUUCUUGUGCUGUGCGGUGCAACAAGGGCAUGCGAAAUACCAAUGUACAGCUCUGGCCUGUCCUAUAGCCGAUAUCGUCCAACCUAUGACGACACGGACCGCCUCGGUCGCACCACCGCCGGGGACUCAUGGCACUCGUGGUCGACCCGACCUUCGACAGCAUCGACCAAAACAAACUUAACCUCUCCCCGAGCUUCGGAUGCGUCCAUGGCUAGUCAUCCGACCACGCAGGCGGAUGCGGCCUCGCGAAGACCCCGGUACUCGCGCUCCUCCACCGCCAGCGUUGCCCAACUGUUAAGUGACUCGUGCACCAGCCUCCUGCAGAAACUCACGACCAGAGUGCGAGGUCCCUCUGCCACGGUCGAAAGAACUCUGGCCAACGGUUCCGGUGCGCUGUCGCAGCACCAUCCGAAUCCGCUGCAGACCAGCAAGAGUUCCACAGUGGUUCCUAAUCUGGGGGCGACUCGCACCCGCCUCGAGGACAAGUACUCGUCCGUCUUGGACCGGAUUUACGGCAGGAAAAAGGACCCGGAGAAGACAAUUGAACCCUCGGUCGGUCGUGGCCUCGCAAAAAGUUCGACCACAACCAACGUGCUGCUUGCAGAGAAACAGUACCCAUACGUAGCCAGCAAUGCCGUCCCGGCAACACCUGCACCCCGGGAGAAAACCCCCUACAGGGAAUCCCGAAUAUCCCAGAACCGGAAGAACUAUCCGGAACCACCGUACGCUUAUCUGGAUCGAGACUCCGCGUAUCGGGUCCGCCACAGAUCGAACCAUUCCGAGUUGAGGCCGCGACGGUCCUCCAAACCCCAACGGACUGGCAAAAGUGAAGUGAACGACCGCAAAACUGUCACCAAUCUGAAAUUAUGUCCGGUCGAGAUACCGCUGAACGACACGCACAAAGAAACCACCCCGAAACUCCUGAACGACGUGACGUUGAGCACGCUGAGCGCCGCGCCGCCGCCCACCACGAGCGACGACGACACCACACCGACACCCUCCGCCCCCGACACCCUGACGGAGCGGGAGGCCAAACGCAAAGAGAUUCAGAGCCUGAUCAUGAAAUAUUCGGCGUUGGACGAGGCGUACAACCGCGUUAAUUCGUCCGCCCAGGCGGCGGGUGGUGCGAGUGGCGUAACGAAAGAGGCGGCCGUCGCCUCGGUGGCGCCCACCACGAGCGUGGCCGCCGCCAUUACUAAGAAAUAUUACCCCAACCUAUCGGCUAGCUCGCGCGCGCCCUCGGUGGAAGACGAUGAAGAAGGCCAUCUCAUUUACCGUACGGGAGACACCCUACAAGAGAGAUAUAAAAUUCUUGGCACGCUCGGUGAAGGAACUUUUGGCAAAGUGGUCAAAGUGAAAGAUUUGGAAAUGGAGCACUCGAUGGCUCUAAAGAUUAUUAAAAACGUUGAAAAGUACCGAGAAGCUGCCAAACUGGAAAUUAACGUUCUGGAGAAGCUUGCUGAUAAAGAUCCUGAUUGUAUUCACUUGUGUGUAAAAAUGCUUGACUGGUUCGAUUACCACGGCCACAUGUGCAUCGCUUUUGAGAUGCUUGGCCUCAGUGUCUUCGAUUUCUUGAAGGACAACAAUUAUCAACCGUACCCAUUGGAUCAAGUGCGGCACAUCGGAUACCAGUUGUGUUACUCGGUCAAGUUUCUUCACGACAACAGACUAACGCAUACUGAUCUCAAGCCGGAAAAUAUCCUAUUCGUAGAUUCUGAUUUCGACUUAGUUUAUAAUAGCAAAAAAAGAAGAGACGUGAAACGCGUCAAAAGGACUGAUGUUAGAUUAAUUGAUUUUGGGAGUGCUACCUUUGAUCACGAACAUCACAGCACAAUUGUGUCGACUCGCCACUACAGAGCACCGGAAGUUAUUCUAGAGUUGGGCUGGUCACAACCAUGUGAUGUCUGGUCAAUUGGUUGCAUCUUGUUUGAGCUUUAUUUGGGUAUAACACUCUUCCAAACUCACGACAACAGAGAACAUCUCGCUAUGAUGCAACGAAUUCUAGGAGAGAUUCCUGUUAGGAUGGCACGCAAAACGAAGACCAAAUAUUUUUACCGGGGAAAGCUCGAAUGGGACGAAAAGAGUUCAGCUGGACGAUAUGUCAGAGACAAUUGUAAACCUCUAUUGAGGUAUAAACAGUAUGAUGAAUCCGAGCAUAAUUACUUAUUCGACUUGAUAUUCAAAAUGUUAGAAUAUGAACCGUCCGAAAGGAUAACAUUGAAGGAGGCUAUGAUGCAUCCGUUCUUCAACAAGAUACCGUCGCAUCAGCGUUUGGGCGAACAAUCGGGAGAUGUGCGACGAGAAAGAAGCUUAUCUUUGUCACGAUGAGAACUGGAUGCAGUUUUGUAAACGAAAUGCAAUUUAAAAUUUUCGCCAACCAUUUUUCUUUCGAUUCAUUCAUGCUGGACAAUAAUGGGUUUUAUUGUAAUUAAUUUGAAAAUAUUGUGAUUGCAGGUUUAUAUGAAUCUUUGUGUAUGUGUUACUUUUGUUCAGAUCACAGCAGUUGAUAUAAAUAAAGAAACUUUGGUUGUGUUUAAUUUAUAUUUAAAUUUUAAGAAGUAUUCCCUUAUAUAGGAAAUAUUAUAUUGAAGCAUAUGGACAAUGUAUAUGUAGUUUCAAAACUUUUUUUAUUUAUGCUCAUCAACAGUCCAUAGUUAUCUAAUUUUAAGGUAAUUCAAUGUAAACAACUUAUGAAUGUAAAUAUAUUUACGAAUAAACUCUAGUUUUUAAA